Messenger RNA from Andrographis paniculata, 2562 nucleotides. RefSeq lists its product as uncharacterized. Lineage: Eukaryota; Viridiplantae; Streptophyta; Magnoliopsida; Lamiales; Acanthaceae. Gene Ontology annotation, molecular function: beta-glucosidase activity. The transcript is spliced from 11 exons. Gene Ontology annotation, biological process: glucan catabolic process. The record is from RefSeq and is a predicted model, not a curated record. The coding region runs from base 315 to 2309 and encodes 664 amino acids.
AUGGGUAACCUUUGUAAAGUUCUUUGUUUGCCUUACACAUUAAAUGAAUGAAAAAACAGUUUAAAUAAAAAAUAAAAAUGCAAUCUUGGCGGUAAUACAGUGGAUGAAUUACUGUAAAAUACUAAAAAGUUAAAUCCACUGUAAAUUAAAAAUAAAAGUGAAAAAUAUAAUAUGGGUGAGGAGGGAGAAAGAAAAAAGUAGCAUUUAAUGGAGGAGUGAGAAGAUGAUCAUCCAACCACGUUCGCACCGAAUCUCCAUCCGCAUUUUCUACUGCUGCACUCACUCUGCAACUGUUGCCACAGCCUUGCUGAAAAAUGAGGUGGCUGUGGGUUAUGGGUGUGGCGGUGCUCUGGAGUUGCGGGGCAGCUCUUGGGGGAGACGAGUACGUGAAGUACAAGGACCCGAAGCUGCCGGUUAGCGCGAGAGUGAAGGAUCUCCUUGGACGAAUGUCGCUGGAGGAGAAGAUUGGGCAGAUGGUGCAGAUUGAUAGGCUUGCUGCUACGCCUGAUAUCAUGAGGGAUCACUUCAUUGGGAGUUUAUUGAGCGGUGGUGGAAGUACGCCGCGGCCACAAGCUACUGCUUCUGAUUGGGUUAACAUGGUGAAUGAGUUCCAGAAGGGGUCCCUGUCAACACGUCUAGGGAUCCCCAUGAUCUAUGGCAUUGAUGCUGUUCAUGGACACAAUAAUGUGUAUAAUGCCACAGUAUUCCCCCACAACAUUGGCUUAGGUGCUACUAGAGAUCCCGAACUGUUGCAAAGGAUAGGCGAUGCAACUGCUAUUGAAGUCAGAGCUACAGGAAUUCCCUAUGUAUUUGCUCCUUGCAUUGCAGUAUGCCGAGAUCCAAGAUGGGGUAGAUGCUAUGAAAGUUACAGUGAGGAUCCCAAGGUCGUUGAAGAGAUGACGGACAUUAUAUAUGGGUUGCAAGGUGAAAUUCCAAAUGGUUCGCGGAAAGGUGUUCCUUAUGCUAUUGGCAAGAAUAAGGUAGCAGCUUGUGCGAAACACUUUGUUGGUGAUGGGGGGACGACAAAGGGCAUUAAUGAAAACAACACCGUGACUGACAUGCACGGCUUGCUUAGCAUUCACAUGCCAGCUUAUUAUGACUCUAUCAUUAAGGGUGUGUCAACAAUCAUGGUUUCUUAUUCCAGCUGGAAUGGAAAAAAGAUGCAUGCCAACCAUGAUUUGAUCACUGGAUUUCUGAAAGAAAGGCUCAAGUUCAAGGGUUUUGUAAUCUCAGACUGGCAAGGAAUCGACAGGAUCACAUCUCCACCACAUUCCAACUAUACUUACUCUGUUCAAGCCAGUGUUCUAGCUGGAGUUGACAUGGUUAUGUUACCAUUCAACUUCACUGAGUUCAUAAAUGCACUCACUUUCCUGGUAGACAAUGAAGUCAUUCCUGUGACCCGUGUUAAUGAUGCUGUCGAAAGAAUUUUGCUGGUCAAGUUCAACUUGGGUCUCUUCGAACAUCCUCUUGCAGAUCUUAGUCUUGUCAAUGAGGUUGGAAGCCAGGAACACAGAAAUUUGGCUAGGGAAGCCGUGAGAAAAUCCCUCGUUCUGUUAAAAAAUGGAAAAAAUUCAAGCGAUCCACUGCUUCCCUUGCCCAAAAAAGCAUCGAAAAUUCUAGUUGCUGGUACACACGCGGAUAACUUGGGUUAUCAGUGUGGCGGAUGGACGAUAACAUGGCAGGGAUUCAGUGGAAACAACGAUACAAGAGGAACAACCAUCCUCGAUGCUAUUAAAUCGACAGUUGAUAAGGACACAGAAGUUGUCUACCGCGACAUUCCCGACAGCGAAUUCGUCAAAUCCAGCCACUUCGAUUACGCCAUUGUUGUUAUCGGUGAGUUUCCGUACACGGAAACUGCAGGGGACAGCCAAACUCUCACAAUGGCUGAUCCAGGGCCCGACAUCAUCAACAGCGUCUGCGGAGCCAUCAAAUGCGUCGUCGUCAUUGUUUCUGGCAGACCGAUCGUGAUCGAACCAUAUGUGUCAAGAAUCGAUGCUCUUGUGGCUGCCUGGUUACCAGGCAGCGAAGGCCUCGGCGUGGCAGACGUGCUGUUCGGUGACUACGGCUUCAGCGGCAAACUUCCAAGGACUUGGUUCAAAACGGUGGAUCAACUCCCGAUGAACGUUGGCGAUUCGCAUUACGAUCCACUCUUCCCAUUCGGAUUCGGACUCACUACCAAGUCCACAGUAGCAAGAUCGGUAUCGAAUGGUGUCCAAAGGAUGCCGUGCUUAUCCAUCGCUAUGAUCCUUGUUCUACUCGCGGGCUUGUUUUUUCAAGGUAAUAAAUUGAUCGAUGAUUUGGAGUUGUAGAUGGAUAGAUGAAUUGAUGAAAUUUCGAGAGAAGAGAAGAGAAGAUGAUCGUAUUUUUGGAAACGCAUGCAAAAGAUAGCGAGCGAUGGUGUAUGUAGUUGUAGUAGUAGUAGUAGUAUUCGUCGUCGCUCAAUCUCCUUAAUUGCGCCAUUGUAAUGUCGAGUUUACCGUUGACACAACGGUCGAAUAUUUGGAUGCUACGGACUACAAGUUACCCGAUACAAUAGCAAUGGCACGGCUCUUGCUGGUUAAA